GAACAUUUUUCUAUUUACUCUUCCCUCCCGAGCAUUGCUUCCACUGUUGGGCAAUGAUGCUUAAUUCUUAAGGCUGAUCGGUGCUAUAUUUAGGAGGGUUGCCCCCCUAAUUCGACAGGGAUCGGAAUGCCAACGGGACUUCGCACCCAACUCCGUGCUCCCUACGGAGUACACCCUCUAAAUAGCAUCGAGAGAAGAGCGACGGAAACAAAGGUCAUAACAGAGAAAAGGAGAUUGCUUCAGGCCGCUUUGCAUCAGAUUCCGUCCGCCUCGCGGCUUUCCACGCGGAAAACACACAUCUUUCUGGUUAUCUGGAUUUAUGCAGUACAUAAUAACGGAUCAAGCGGCUAGACCAUAUCUAAUAUGUAUUGCAUUGUACGGAGUACGGAGUAUGCUAAGAGGAGACCGUUUUGGGAGGGGAGUGUGAGAUGGGAGCUUCUACGGCCUUGGCGGGUACGGAGUAUGGAGGAGCCUCAAAAAUAUCAACAAUACAAUGACAUAACAGGCCCUGCUUCGGCGAUCGACUUUGUUAUUCUUAUCCAGAUCAACAUCGAUACCUGAGGCUGAGAUGCAGAUGAUCGUUUUACGUGACCUCCAACAAGAAGCUGAUGGCCUUAAAGAGGUCACACUUAUUCAAUCAAAUAUGUUGGGAUAAUGGAACUCUCUCCCCCCCCGGGCGGAGGUGAUUUGGCCUUUUGGCCUAUUCGGUGGUCUACUGAAAUAAAGACACAGGGGGGGGAAUUUGGUUCUUGCGCACCUAGCACCAAUCCCAUGGCGGCUUAGGCCAACAGGGCCACACGACGCUUUUGGCGCUUUCGCGCGCACUUCUCGAUGAAGCCCAUGCCUCAGCCGACGUGAUCAUUCACUUCUUCUCCGUCAUCAAACCCCGGAAAUCCAAAGAACAGGGUACCCGAUAAAUCACUCAUUUUGAAUGCCGCGCAAAUAUUUGAGCAGUGUGCCCUGUUUACCUACUAUUUUAGCACAGGCUGUGCCAUCACUUCCCAUGUACCAGCCAUCCCCAGACGUUCAUUUUGUUAGGUGAAUGCUGGUAAUUGACGUAGCUAGAGAAGUCCAUCUUUCCUUGAGAA
Molecule: messenger RNA, 1088 nt
Organism: Coccidioides immitis RS
Lineage: Eukaryota; Fungi; Ascomycota; Eurotiomycetes; Onygenales; Onygenaceae
Exons: 2
Coding region: 127-351 (74 amino acids)
Source: RefSeq, a predicted model, not a curated record